AUGACUGGUUACUGGCCGAUUGGUAAAACUUCUGCGUCUGCCAUUACCAUCGCAGUGGACAAAAUCAACAAUGAUCCCACACUUCUACUCGGCUACAACAUGACUUUCUUGUGGAAUGAUUCUAUGUGUUUGGCCGCAGAAGGACUUAACCAAGCCGUCGAAUUCAGAAUCUCUGGCGUGGACGCCAUUAUUGGUGAUGGUUGCGACAUUAUUUGCGAGCCUGCCGCGAUUUUAGCAGCGUCCUGGAAUCUGCCCAUGAUUUCUUGGGGCUGUGAAUCGAGCAAGCUAUCCGAAAAAAGUAUUUACCAGACGUUUGCCAGAACGGUCGGCUCGUUCUCCAAAAUGGGGGAUCUCUUUAUGUCCGUGCUUGGCUACUUUCGUUGGAAGAGUAUCGGUAUUAUUGCAUCAACAGAGAGCAUCUGGCAGUUAGCUAUGUCUGGUCUGAUGAAAGUGUUUUUGGAGAACGACAUAGAAAUUCGCUACCUUCACACACUCAAUCCAGGGCAUGUGCUGGUUACGGAACGGGAGGAAUAUAAAAGUAUGCUGGCCCUAGCGAAAGAGACAGCACGCAGUAAGCGAUACAACUAG
Molecule: messenger RNA, 588 nt
Organism: Porites evermanni
Lineage: Eukaryota; Metazoa; Cnidaria; Anthozoa; Scleractinia; Poritidae
Source: the annotation of a GenBank genome assembly